Molecule: messenger RNA, 2728 nt
Organism: Rubroshorea leprosula
Lineage: Eukaryota; Viridiplantae; Streptophyta; Magnoliopsida; Malvales; Dipterocarpaceae
Source: the annotation of a GenBank genome assembly
UGGUAUUAAAUUAUGAACAAUUUUUAAGAAUAAUGGCAAGGGAAGUGGUAUGAAGUGUAAGUCUUGGCUUGUAAGUAACAGAAACUGGAACAGCCUGCCUGGUGCCUGCAUCUUAUAUUAUUGUAGUGAACUUAAGAAGAUUGGCUUCUUUGGUUUAUCUUGAACAUCCAUCCUCAACUGGGUCUCCACGCUCCCACCACUCAAAAGAAAAAAAAAAAUUGUAAACUUAUGUUGAUCUUAGAGACUCAACCUCUUGAAACAAGAUGGAAACCCCAGAAGAGAACAAUGCUUUGGUCACUAUGGAUGUGUUGACUACUCCUGAAACACAGCCUAACAAGAGAAGGAAAAAGAAGUCCAUAGUCUGGGAAUACUUCACUAUAGAAACUGUAAGUCCUGGAUGUAGAAGGGCAUGUUGUAAGAGAUGCAAACAAAGUUUUGCAUAUAGCACAGGUUCUAAGGUAGCAGGUACCAGCCACCUCAAACGCCAUAUUGCUAAGGGAACUUGUCCAGCAAUCAUACGCGACCAGGAUAAUAAUCAGUUGACCCCAUCCCAAGUCACACCAAGGAGUGGUGGAAGUGAGCUGCCAAAACGACGGUACAGAUCUCCUGCCUCACCCUAUGUUCCAUUCGAUCAGGAUCGUUGCCGCCAUGAAAUUGCAAAGAUGAUUAUCAUGCAUGACUACCCUCUUCACAUGGUUGAGCAUCCUGGCUUCAUAGCUUUUGUUCAGAAUCUUCAGCCCCGCUUUGACAAGGUGAGCUUCAACACUGUCCAAGGGGAUUGUGUUGCAACCUACCUAAGGGAAAAGCAAAGUGUAAUGAAGCUUAUUGAAGGCAUGCCUGGACGCUUUUGCCUCACUCUGGACAUGUGGACCUCAAAUCAAACUUUGGGUUAUGUGUUUAUAACCGGGCACUUCAUUGAUGGUGACUGGAAGUUGCAUAGGCGAAUUCUCAAUGUCAUUAUGGAGCCUUAUUCUGAUUCAGCCAAUGCUUUAAGUCAUGCUGUUGCUGCUUGCCUGUCUGAUUGGAGUUUGGAGAGCAGAUUAUUUUCUGUCACCAUCAAUCACCCACUGACUGAAGCUGGGCUAGAAAAUCUUAGGCCUCUACUCUGCACUAAGAAUCCUCUUAUUCUUAAUGGUCAGCUAUUGAUUGGGAAUUGUGUAGCUCGGACCUUAAGCAGUAUGGCUAAAGAUGUGCUGGCAGCUGGGCAAGAAAUCAUCAAGAAAAUCCGGGAUAGUGUGAAGUAUGUCAAGACUUCAGAAUCCCAUGAGGAAAAGUUUCUUGAGAUUAAGCAUCAGCUUCAAGUUCCUAGUGAGAAGAGCCCAUCCCUUGACAAUCAAACUCAAUGGAACACAACAUACCACAUGCUUGUGGCUGCUUCUGAGUUGAAGGAAGUUUUUUCUUGUUUGGAUACUUCAGAUCCAGAUUACAAGGAGGCCCCAUCAAUGGAAGACUGGAAGCAGGUUGAAACUUUAUGCAAUAUCUUGAAACCUCUCUUUGAUGCUGCAAACAUCCUCACGACUUCAACUAACCCAACUGUUAUCACAUUCUUUCACGAAGUGUGGAAGAUACACUCUGACCUGGCUCGUGCAGUGAACAGUGAGGAUCCUUUCAUCAGCAACCUUUCUAAAGCAUUGCAAGAGAAGAUUGAUAAAUAUUGGAAGGACUGUAGCCUUGUUUUGGCAAUUGCAGUGGUCAUGGAUCCCCGGUUCAAGAUGAAGCUUGUUGAGUUCAGUUUCACAAAGAUUUACGGAGAAGAUGCUCCCACAUAUAUUAAAAUUGUUGAUGAUGGCAUUCAUGAGCUCUUUCUUGAAUACAUAGCACUUCCUCUUCCACUAACACCAACUUAUGCAGAUGAAGGGAAUGCUGGAAAUAAUGCAAAGAUGGAGGAAUCUCAAGGAGGAAAUCUUCCCGCAGACAAUGGACUGACUGAUUUUGAUGCAUACAUCAUGGAGACUACCAGCCAACAUUCUAAGUCAGAGUUGGAUCAGUAUUUGGAAGAGUCUUUGUUGCCUCGUGUACCAGACUUUGAUGUGUUAGGUUGGUGGAAGCAGAACAAACUCAAGUACCCAACUCUUUCGAAGAUGGCACGUGAUAUUUUGUCAAUUCCAGUAUCUGCGGCUGCUCCAGAUUCAGUCUUUGAUAUGGUGAACAAACAGCUGGAUCAGUACCGUAGUUCACUGCGACCUGAAACAGUGGAAGCCCUUGUCUGUGCCAAGGAUUGGCUUCAAUGUGGAUCGGCAGAUGUCUCAAAUGGACCUGUUAAGAUGGAGUUUUAGAUGUUAUGGAGAAUGGUAGGUGUCAUUUCUAGUUUCCUAAUUGACCGUUAGGCCUGUAUUUGUACAAUUAGAAGGAUUGAUUGGAUGUUUGGACACUGAAAACUUAAUUUCUAGAAUAGAUCUUAUUAGCUGUUGUUACAUAUUUCCAUUGCGUAUCUUAAUUGUAUUUUAAGAUUUUGUAGACCAGCUAAGGUAACAUGAAAGUAAUCAACUUGUAACAUGAAAGUAAUCAACUUCUCAAGAGGGAUUUUGCUCCAAAAAUCCAACUUAGCAGGUGGGAGAGCGUAGUUAUGGGAACUUGGUUGGUCAUUUAAUCUGCCUGUGUUGUCCUUUCUGGUUAAAAGGUCUGUAAGUCACUGGGAUUUUCCUUUUCUCUGUUGUCUGUGCGUGGUUAUAUGCAGAUAUUGCCUUUGCUUUGUGCUCUGCUGGUUACAUAAAGCCUUUAAAAGUGU